CUUCGGUCGCAGCUAUGCAGAGCCAGAUCGUGUGCCACCGCUGCCGGCGCGUCCUGGCCUACCCGGCGGGGGCGCCCAGCGUCUGCUGCGCCCUGUGCCGCGCCAUCACCGCCGUCCCGCCCCCAGCGCCAGCAGUGGAAAUGGCUCAGCUUAUAUGUGGUGGCUGCCGAACUUUGCUGAUGUACACCCGUAAUGCAGACACUGUGAGAUGCUCAUGUUGCAGUACAGUCAAUCUUGUCAGACCAGUCAACAAUAUAGCCCACGUGAACUGUGGUCGGUGCCGGACAACUUUGAUGUAUCCACAUGGAGCACCUUCUGUCAAAUGUGCCAUCUGCGAGUAUAUCACAAAUACUGGGAUAAAUACCAUGUCACCAACACCAUGUCCAAGGCCUACAUCAAAUGAAUCUGCAUAUAAUGCCCCAUCCACUUCUGCUCCCACAUCUCAUCCCCAGAAUGUAACCGUUGUUGUUGAGAACCCUAUGACAGUUGACGAAAAGGGUAAACUGGUUAGCAACGUCGUGGUUGGAAUUACACCUGGGAAAAAUUGAAGUGUUGUUUGUCACCUGGCGUAUACUUAUUUUGUGUUCUUUAUAAGAACAUCUUUUGGUGAUUGGUUACUAGGCUGACCUUGAAGAACAAAGACACAGCAAGUGUUUUUGGAAUUUACCAAGGCAUGAAUGUCAGAAGGUUGAAAUUCUGAAUCUGUUGAUUCUUUUGUAUGUAAUAUGAGCUGUUUUAGACUUCUCUGUGGGAAUGAUAAAAUGGUUUAAUGUAGUUAUACAUGUUUUGAAUUGUGAUA
Messenger RNA from Lolium rigidum, 799 nucleotides. Its product is annotated as protein LOL3-like. The record is from RefSeq and is a predicted model, not a curated record. The transcript has 6 exons. Bases 15 to 548 code for a protein of 177 amino acids. Lineage: Eukaryota; Viridiplantae; Streptophyta; Magnoliopsida; Poales; Poaceae.